AGGGAAGACUGGGGGGGCGGGCAGGACUGGUUGGAGGGGAAAGCGGCGGCUCGAGGUGGGGGGUGGCGAAUAAGCAGUCGUGCCUUCACUUGGUGCACAACCCACAUCGCAGUGUCAAAUGACGGAGACACAACCUAUUAAAAAAGAAAAAAAAAAGGAGAGAGAAGGGGAGAGAGCAAAUCCGUCGGCGUUCAUCACUCUUUGUGCGUUUUCAAGAAAGUUUGUUUUCCAAGAAGGAACUUAACCCGGUGGCCCCGCCUCUGGAGCGCUCCUUCACCUUCACCUCGAAUUCCCGCGCCCCAUCCCGCCCACCCCUGCCGUGCCACCGCUUCAAUCAUAGGAGCUGCCUUUGCUAGGAGAUGGAGGAUCCCUUUGGCCCUGGCCCUCUGCCGCCGGUACCUAACCUCUCCAUCUCCAUCCCGCUGGGCCAGGGUUUCAACCGGUCGUCUGUGGGGGACUCUGCUGCAGGGCUGCUGCCCCCGCCUCCCACUCCUCCAAGCCACAAGGUCCGCCUCGUUUCGCUCGGGGUAAUCUUGGUGGUGGCAGUGGUGGGCAAUGCCACAGUGCUUUGUACGCUGUGCGGCAGCGGCGGCGGCCCCUGGGCCGGCCCCAAGCGUCGGAAGAUGGAUUUUCUGCUGGUGCAUCUGGCCCUGGCCGACCUGUACGUGUGCGGGGGGACCGUGCUGUCGCAGCUAGCUUGGGAACUGCUGGGGGACACACACCUGGUGGCGGGAGACCUGGCCUGCCGGGUCGUCAAGCUGCUGCAGGUGUCUGCGCUCCUCGCCUCCUCCAACAUCCUCGCCCUCAUCUGCCUGGAGCGACAUCGGGUGGUGAGCCGGCCUCUGGGCCCGCCCCUGCCCACCCGCGCCCUGGCCGCCCUGGGCUGGCUGCUGGCACUGCUCCUCGCCCUGCCCCAGGCUUUCGUGGUCCGAGGCGGGCCGGUGGCCGGCCUCCCCGACGGCUACAGUGGGGUCCCCGUCUUGCCCUCGGCUGCAUCCACGCCUGGCUCUUCCCUGGUGGCCUCGCAGAGCCCGCCCGGGCCGCCCUCUUCUGCCCGGACGUGGUCGGGGGAGCGCCGGUGCCGCACCAUCUUCGGAGCCCUGCCUCGCUGGCACCUGCAGGUCUACACGGUGUAUGGGACGGUCGCGGGCUUCCUGGCCCCUCUCACCAUCCUGGGAGUCGCCUGCGGCCGCCUACUCUGGACAUUGCGGCAGCAGCGACCCCAGGCGCCAGCUCCUGCCGCCUGGUCCCCGUGCGCCUGGGAAGCCGACCACUGCAGAGCCCCGGCCCGAUGCGCCCUUCCUCGAGCCAAGGUGCAAAGCCUGAAGAUGACCCUGGUGCUGGCCCUGCUCUUCGUGGUCUGCGAGCUGCCCUACUUCGCCGCCGAGCUGGCGGCUGCUUGGUCGUCCGAGCCUCCGGGCGAAGGCCAGGGAGAGGGGUUGGCCUCUGCUCUGGGCGUCGUGGUGGUCACCAACAGCGCCCUCAACCCCUACGUCUACCUCUUCUUCCAAGCUGGUGACAGUCGGCUCCGGCGGCUGUGGAGGAGGCUGGGCACCGUCUGCUGCUGUGGCCACUGCCCGAAGAAAGGAGACGGGGAGGAGGAGGAGGACGAGGCGGCCCGGGGACACCAGCCACUCCACCGGCACCGCUGGCCCCACCACCACUAUCAUCACCAUCGUCGUCGAGAGAGGCCGGGAGCCUCCACAUCAGAGGGCUCCCUUCACCCACCCCUACCUCCUGCCCCCAAGCAGCUCCCCUGCUCCUGUGAAAGCGCCUUCUAGUCAGUGGAGUGGCUUAAGUUUUUCACUUCUGCACCUUUCAGGGAGAAGCCUGGAAAGCCCAUCUCUCCAGGGACCCCUGAUUGAACAAGAAAAGAAAGGGACUGCAAGAGGAGAGGGAAAAAAAAGACAUCCUUUCUGUUAAGACAGAUUGAUUAGCUACUGUGGCUGAGAUGCUGCUAGAACUGUAAUCAUGCCGUAUUAUAUUAUG
Messenger RNA from Dromiciops gliroides (monito del monte), 1989 nucleotides. RefSeq names its product G protein-coupled receptor 150 (gene GPR150). The coding region runs from base 360 to 1781 and encodes 473 amino acids. Gene Ontology annotation, molecular function: G protein-coupled receptor activity; peptide binding. NCBI's taxonomy places the organism in Eukaryota, Metazoa, Chordata, Mammalia, Microbiotheria, Microbiotheriidae. Gene Ontology annotation, cellular component: membrane. The record is from RefSeq and is a predicted model, not a curated record. Gene Ontology annotation, biological process: G protein-coupled receptor signaling pathway. The transcript has 2 exons.